AUAAUCAGCAAUACACAAGACCAAAACACUGAUCUGAAGAUCAAGAAUAAACAUCAAGAACUUUAUUCCUUUACAAAAGAUAUAAACCCCCGAGACACAGCAGAGCGGUCAAGUGGUGGCGUCUGACGAGGACGACACAGAAACCAGCAGCCCACCUGAGACAGACAGUUCUGCAGCCGCUGAGAUAACAGAUCACAGCCCUGUUCCAGCUGAGAGGAGCCCCGCCCCGCCCUGGAAUGCCAAACAUCUGACAAUCAGCUCUGGAGGGGGAGAGGCCGAGAAGCCGCACCUCUUCAGGUGCACCUGGAGGAGACGAGUGAAGGCGAUUCUGAGCCUCUCACUCACAACGGCGUAAAAGAUAUCAAUCCCUUGAGAGCGAUAGAAGGAAAACAGGAGCACCUCCAGAGUUGGACCACUCCGAUCAAGAGGAAUCAGACCAAAUGGGACGUAGAAGGUCUGGCAAAUGGAGGAGGAGCUCUCAUGGAGAUGGGGGCGGACCUCAAACGACAGUAAGUCACCAAUGAAGACUCAGCCAGGUAGUCCUGCAAUAACCAGUUCGGCAACAAAUCUGGAAGCAGCGUGGGUUGACUUUAUCUUCUGGGGAGGCGCCCAAAAUCCUUUCAGAAUGCUUCUCAGGAGAAGCUCCAAUCUCACCUGGAACAGGUAGCUACGAGGACACGGUUCGAGCAGAAUGGGUAGAGGACGCUGCUGACACUAUGAGUUCGACGGAUGCACCUGUCCACGCAACGCUGGCCCAUGUCAUCGAGUCCGUCAUGGACGAGGAGCCAGUCAUGAGACAAACGGAGACCCCCGAGUCCAAACGCAGAAGUCUCAAAGUGUCUUACAGCGAGAAGGUAUUUGCUAAGAAGGUCAUGGUCACGCCAGAGGUCCACGCGGAAGAUCAACGUGAGACACUCAAAGCUGCGAGAGACCUCGAACAGCUGAGAACCAACGACAGGGCAAGAGGUCCAGAGGAAAGGGUGGACGGCACCACUGUAAAGUCCAGUCAUCACGCGGGCCGCAUCGCAGACAAGAUCAGUCUGUUUGAAAACCAAGCGGUCAGUGCACUGAAGAGUGGCUCCACAAGCCUGCGGCAUCCGGACAUUGCCCCAGCUCGAAAAGUGUCGAGUCGUCUCCGAGAGAUCACAGAACCGGCUGGAGCGCGGCCCAGUUCUGCACCUCCGAACCAGACGGUUAAAGAGCGGGCAUUGAAUUUCAAUACAGGCCAGAGGAGACACGAGACAUUUACAUUGACGUCUGGGAGAUCAGGGGUUUCUGGCCAAUCACUGAAUGCUGGACAUUCAAAAAUGACUGGUCAAACAUCUCAACAAUGUGAAAACGUUGGAAAAUCCACAGCAAAGACCAGCUGGGAGAAGCCAGAAGUUAAACUCAAAGCUCCUUCAAACACAGAUCAAACAGACUCCAAAUCCCAGAAUGCAACAUUUUCAGAGAGAACAAGUGACUCAACACUUGGAGAUAAGGAGGCGAGGACAACAAACUGCUUUUCGCCAACUGUUUCAUCACCUACUGAUGAGACCCCACAGGUCAAAUCUAUGAGCCAGACAGCCUCAAGAUCUAAACAACUGCGAAGCAAAGAUGGGGUUCAAUCCCUGAGCCCAAACAUCAAAAACAAAGAAACCGUACAAGUUAAACAGGCAGUAAAGGACGAAAAGAGCACCUCCAAACCUCUUAAAGACACAAAAGAUGCAACAAAACCCACAGAUGAAUAUUUGAAGAGCACCAAAAUCACUGAGGUGAUUUUAAAAAAGCCCAAAGUGCCACAAAAGCUGGUGAAUGCACUGGAAUUGGUGCAAAGCUCAAAGAAACCACAAGAUACCGACUCCAAUUGGUUAAAAUCCCCACAGAUGGAAACUAAAAGUUUCAAAGAAACAAAGACAGUAACCUCUGCUUCUGGAACACUGACGUUAUUUCCUUCUACAUCCAGAAAGAAAAACUCCCAAACUGAGAGCAGCUCCAUUGGGAAGCACAUAGAACCAGAAACUGACCAAAAGAACUUCAACAAAAAGCAGCCUGUUCCAGAGCACUCUGAAAGAGAGCGGGAAGAGGAGCAGGAUAACCGAGACAUGAUUGUAAACCCAUUGAUUGGAGAGUUGGGGGAACCAGAACCAGCUGUGACAAAAGAAGAGAAGCCGCCAACCCAAGAGGACCUGAAAGAGAGCACCUCUAAAGACCUUUCUGAGCCAGCCGAUAGCAUUCCUGGAGCCGGCUCGAAGGGUGCCAUACAGAGAAGAGGGAGUGAAAAGGUGUUACCUGAGAAAGACAGAGUGUCUCAAGGGAUAAGUACCUCUGAAAAUGGCUCAAGUGAUCAGAAGGACAGUUUGACCAAGAUACUAAGAACUAAUAAGAAUGAGAAAUUCCAAAACUCCAAAUUUUCACCUCAAAUUCCACCCACAGAGGAAGCACACAAAAGAGGUGGGCCAACCCCAUUGAGCCAAUCAGAGAGCAGAGAAGAACAAAAGACACAGACAGCAGCCAAUGAGAGACAGUUAAAACAGGAACAGGAGGGAAUAAAGGCCACGCCCCCACCAGCCUCAUCUGAUAAAAAGACCAUGCUGCCUCCAGCCUCAUUUAAUGAAAAGUCCACACCCUCACUACCCUCAUUAGAUGAAAAGACCACGCCUCCUCCCACCUCAUCUAAUAAAAAGACCACACCCUCACUACCCUCAUUAGAUGAAAAGACCACGCCUCCUCCCACCUCAUAUGAAAAGACCACGCCUCCUCCCACCUCAUCUAAUAAAAAGACCACACCAUCACUACCCUCAUUAGAUGAAAAGACCACGCCUCCUCCCACCUCAUAUAAUAAAAAGACCACACCCUCACUACCCUCAUUAGAUGAAAAGACCACGCCUCCUCCCACCUCAUCUAAUAAAAAGACCACACCCUCACUACCCUCAUUAGAUGAAAAGACCACGCCUCCUCCCACCUCAUCUAAUAAAAAGGCCACACCCUCACUACCCUCAUUAGAUGAAAAGACCACGCCUCCUCCCACCUCAUCUAAUAAAAAGACAACACCCUCACUACCCUCAUUAGAUGAAAAGACCACGCCUCCUCCCACCUCAUCUAAUAAAAAGACCACACCCUCACUACCCUCAAAUAAUCAAAAGACCACACCUUCUCCCACCUCAUGUAAUGAAAAGACCACACCCCCACCAGCCUCAUUAACUGAAAAGACCGUGCCUCUUCCCACCUCAUCUAACAAAAAGACCACGCAUCUUCUGGCCUCAUUUAAUGUAGAGGCUACGCCUCCUCCCGCCUCAUCUAAAGAGAAGACCACGCCUCCUCCCACAUCAACUAAUGAAAAGGCCACGCCUCCUUCUGUGUCAACUAAUGAAAAGGUCACAUCUCUGGCCUCACAUCCUCCCGCCUCAUCUAACAAAAAGACUACGCCUCCUCCUGCCUCUUCUAAUGAAAAGACCAUGCCCCCACCAGCUUCAUUAAAUAAACAGACCACACCCCCACCAGCCCUAAUGAAUGAAAAGGCUGUGCCUCUUCAAGUUUCAGCCAAUGAGAAGGUCUCCCAGACAUUAGCCUCAGGCAGUGAAAAAUCCCCACCUAGUCCUAUUAAUACUCAAUCUACAGAUCCAUCCACAAGAAAAAAGGAAUCGAUUCCAAAACCAUUUUUCCUUCCACAAAUCCCCUCUGCACCUGGAAGACCCUCCCUGAACAGAGACUCUCCAUCCAGCUGGCUGGAUAUUGACCACCAACAACCCAUCAGGAAGAAGCAGACAAUUUCAGAACCAAAUCCUAAGCUCAGCUCUUCUGUCAGUGAGACAAACCUCCUGGAUACUUCUGGAAAAUUCGACCCAGAUGAUUUUAUUGCCAGUGUAAAGAGGCUAGCAAUGCCGUUCAGAUUUCCCCAACGCAAACACAACCAACUUCGCCUGCAAGCCCCUCCAUUUGCCAUGCCUGCCAUUAGAGAAGACCGCUGCGAGAAGCCUUUUGAUCUGGAGGAGUUCCAGUUUGGCUUGAGGAGAAAGAGGAGUGAGUUCACCGUGGACAUGGCGCCAACUUCAAUAACGAAGAGUAAAAACAAAGAGGCCAAGGAGGAGGACAACAAGCUCAAGCGGAUAAACCCUGAGCGGGAGAGCAUUCUCUCCAGGUCCCUCCUCUUUCAGAGGGCAAAGAAGGAGCCAGAAGAGGAGGAAGGCGAAAAGAAAGAGGGAUCAGAGGAAAGGAAAUCCGAACAAUUGAAGAGGUCUCGCUUGGGGAGAUCCUCCAUUCUCGGCAGUCUACACAAUCCCAACAGGGUGAUACUAAUGGAUCUUUUAAGCCCAACCGAAUGUCCCUCAGAUGGGCUGUUAUCACCAAACAAUGCACCUGGGUCUUCAACACCUCAGCAAACACAACCAAUGCCAACUGCACAGUUACCAAAAAAGGACACAGCUAAUAAUGAACAAAUGGGUGUCAACCCAACCCAGAAUGGUUCCCAAGUUGUUCUAGAACCUGUUAAAGAUGAUGACCCUGCCAUGACACCAGACCUCAAAACAACUUCAGCAGACCCUUCUGUCUCCAUGGCAACAGAAGCUGAUUUUCCUCCACCACUUCCAUCCUUUGAUGACAUCAGGUUGCCGAGUUACCUGGAGAAAUAUCUUCCAAAAGAGCCUGAAACCGUUCCACCGUCAGAUAGGAUCGACCCGCUGGUCAGACCACAGACCACAUCAACAGUAACAAAAGGAAGUGUUUCUGUACCUGAUCUAGUGGUUCUGAAUCCGACUGGGAAAGAUAACGUGGCUAUCACAGAAGAUUGGUCAAUUCUGCCUACAUCUCAACCUUUAGAGGCUCGAACUUCUCAAGAGGACAUUCAGAGAGAACAGCCAAAUAUUCCAGCAGUCCGUGGAUUCCAUCGGCGUCCUGGAAAGAUCGUAAUAUAUGAGCAUCAUCAGUUCAGCGGUCAGUCCUUUGAGUUCUUCAGAGAUGAACCUGAUGCCACACGCCUGCAGCUGUCCAGUGUCAUAUCUGUUAAAGUUAUUAGAGGCUGCUGGAUACUGUAUGAGAAACCUGGUUUUGUGGGGCGUUGCAUCGCUCUGGAGGAGGAGGCCGUUAUUGAGCUGCCCAAUGAAUGGGCAGAAGAGGCGGGACUAACGUCUACUCCAAUGAUCAUUGGCUCAAUUCGGCUGGCUGUCAGAGACUACACUCCUCCCCGUAUUGAGCUGUUUACGGAGACCUUGGGCAUGGGAAGAAACUCUCAGUAUCUUGAAGACACAGACGAGGUCGGCUCGUUUGGUGUGCCACUGAACACCGGCUCCAUCAAAGUUCACAGUGGCCUGUGGAUGGUUUACAGUGAUCCGGGUUUUCAGGGUUUGUUAGCCGUGUUGGAGGUGGGAGAAUAUCCGAUUCCGGAGUCCUGGGGUUUCCCGUCGCCCACGGUGGGCUCACUGCGAGCGCUGCGCAUGGGCUAUCUGAAAAUAGAGAACCCUAAUGGAGUGAAGGCGGUGUUGUAUGAGAAGGCUGGUCUGGAGGGCCGCUGUGUGGAGGUUCAGGAAGACGUGUUGUCUUUCAGAAGGAAAGAGACAGACAGCGGUGAUCAAGACGGUCAUGGAUUGAAAUGUGUGGAAUCACUGAAGAUCAUCGGUGGACUGUGGGUGGCCUAUGAGCGGGAAGGUUUCGAGGGGCAGCAGUUCGUUCUGGAGGAAGGAGAGUAUUUAGACUGGAGAGACUGGGGCGGGACGGGUCACAAACUUCUGUCUCUACGGCCGGUUCUAACUGACGUCUCGUUUCCUCACUUGAAGAUGUUUCAUGAUUUGGACUUUGGAGAACGGGGUGGAACCAUCGACCUGCUGGAGCCGCUGGAGAACAUGGCCGACACGAGCUACGGUCCACACACGUGCUCGAUCGAUGUGCUGUCGGGAGUGUGGGUUGCGUUUGAAGACCCCGGGUUCUCUGGUCAGCUGUAUGUGUUGGAGAAAGGUCAGUACGGAUGCCCGGAGGACUGGUGCGCAUCAAACAGCCGAAUCUCUUCUGUGGUACCGGUGACUCAGGAAAAUCCGGGCGGCUCGUGCCAUUUCAAGAUUCAGUUGUUCUCGGAAGAUGAACUCUGCGGGACGUCUGUGCUGCUGGAUGACUCGUUACCCACAAUGCCUGACGGAUUCACCGUGCGCUCCUGUAGAGUCCUCGCUGGAAGUUGGCUGGCAUUAGGCGGUGAGUGUUCUUCAAGUCCGCAGUGUGUUCUGGAGGAGGGUGUGUAUCCUGAUAUCAGGUCGAUGGGUUUUACUCAACACGACACAUCAGUGACGUCUCUACAUCCAACUGGACACGAGUUCUCUCUGCCUUCUAUUGUUUUGUUCGAGCGUUCUGGACUGAAGGGACGCAGAACUUUACUGAAGUCCGGUUCAGUGAAUCUGCAGUUUACAGACUGCACGAGAGUCUCAUCUAUACUGGUGGAGGGCGGCAUGUGGGUUCUGUACGAGUCGAAUAACUUCAGAGGUGCUCAGUUCUUGCUCAAGCCAGGAGUGGUUCCUGAUUGGCCCAAACUUUCCGACUGGCCACGAAUCGGAUCUCUCCGCCCACUCAUACAGAAACAAGUGCAUUUCCGUUUGCGGAACAAGGAGGCGGGGCUACUGAUGUCUGUCACAGGGUCACUCGACGACAUCAAACUGAUGCGUAUCCAGGCAACCGAGGAGACGGGUGGCAUGGAUCAGAUCUGGAUCUAUCAGGACGGUCACUUGCAGUGCAAAUGGCUGCCGGAUUGCUGUGUGGAUGUGGGUUCUGGAGUCCCGAUGGCCGGCAGCAGAGCGGUUCUCUCUUCAGAACCUAGUCAGUCUCAACAGCUGUGGAACAUCACCUCUGAAGGACUCAUCCGGAACAAUGCCGCUCCUAACCUCAUACUGGAGGUCAAAGGAGGUCAGCAGUUCGACAAAACCCAGAUUAUUCUCAAUGAAUUCCACCCGAACAAAAUGAAUCAAAGAUGGUCCUUGGAGAUUCUCUGACCUGAUGACAGUGUAUUCAGCGCAGCUCAGCCGUGGGACCUACUGCUCUGUGGCAGAGCUGCACCAGGGGGACCAGAGUCCUGUGAGGCAGCUGCGCCAGGGGGACCAUGAACUGCAUUCGUUACGAAACAUCAUUCUCGAGAGAACAGCGCCACCAGCGGCUGGAAUAUGAUCAUAAUCUGCUGGACUAAUGAAAUUGAAACAUGUGCAAGCUGCCUUUCAAAGUAUAAAACUAAAUGAGCAUUGAAGAGACUUCAUACUUGAACAUUUAUUCUUUAUACAUUUUUAUAUUUCGUUCUGUGAAAUGCAUAAACAUACCUUCCUUUUCAGCUGUAUAAAACUAGAACUCUGAGUUUUAUUAAUAAACAUCAGCUUUGUUCCAAUCACUGACUCGUGUAAUCACGUCUCUGCUGAUUGGCCAGCGGGGAUUCACUCUUUGCUGACUGGCUGUC
Molecule: messenger RNA, 7399 nt
Organism: Xyrauchen texanus (razorback sucker)
Lineage: Eukaryota; Metazoa; Chordata; Actinopteri; Cypriniformes; Catostomidae
Product: beta/gamma crystallin domain-containing protein 1-like
Exons: 22
Coding region: 717-6947 (2076 amino acids)
Source: RefSeq, a predicted model, not a curated record